AUGAGGAUCCAGCGCCGCUUCCACUACCAGCCCAAGCAGGUGUAUGUGACAUCGCUGCACAGACAGAUGAAGCCCCUCAGAAUUUACAAGAUCAACAUCACUUUUCACGCGCACAUUGAGCACGAGCUCCUGGGCUUCUUCCGCAGCUCGUACGUGCUGAAUGGAGAAAGAAGUUCUCACGCUAGAAAGGCCUUCCCGUGUUUCGACGAGCCCAUCUAUAAAGCCACAUUCACAGUGAGUCUGAAACAUGAGAGUUCGUAUCAGUCGCUGUCCAACAUGCCAGUGGAGGCCUCAACGUCUGACGAGGACGGAUGGGUGACCAACCAUUUCUCCAGGACGCCCUGCAUGUCCACCUACUAUCUUGCAUGGGCCGUGUGCAACUUCACCUACAGAGAAGCAGUUACAGACAAUGGAGUUGUGAUUCGGCUGUACGCCAGACCUGACGCUAUCCAGAGCGGAUCGGGGGACUACGCUCUGCACAUCACCAAGAGACUUCUGCAGUUUUACCAGGAUUACUUCAAAGUCAAAUAUUCCCUCCCUAAAUUAGAUCUCCUGGCAGUGCCAAAGCAUCCGUAUGCAGCCAUGGAGAACUGGGGACUUAGUGUGUUUGUGGAGCAGAAGAUCUUGUUGGAUCCUGACGUUUCUUCCUUCUCCUAUCAGAUGGAGCUCACUAUGGUGGUGGUGCACGAGAUCUGCCAUCAGUGGUUUGGGGAUCUAGUCACACCUGUUUGUUGGGAGGACGUUUGGCUGAAGGAAGGAUUUGCGCAUUACUUCGAGUACAUUGGGGCUGAUUUCCUCUUCCCAAAGUGGAACAUGGAGAAGCAGAGGUUUCUGACUGAUGUUCUUCAUGAGGUGAUGUUACUGGACGGUUUGGCCAGUUCUCAUCCGAUCUCUCAGGAAGUGUUUGAAGCCACAGACAUCGACAGAGUCUUCGACUGGAUUGCGUAUAAGAACGAUCUGUGGUGUUGUGAACUCUGUCAGUCACACUGCAGUGAUCCCGACACCCAGCUGUCCCUCAUCACUUCUUCCUCAGACUCUAAGGACUUUGAUAUCCCACAACACAUCCCAUAA
This is a messenger RNA of Carassius carassius (crucian carp), 1071 nucleotides long. Its product is annotated as thyrotropin-releasing hormone-degrading ectoenzyme-like. NCBI's taxonomy places the organism in Eukaryota, Metazoa, Chordata, Actinopteri, Cypriniformes, Cyprinidae. The record is from RefSeq and is a predicted model, not a curated record. The coding region runs from base 1 to 1071 and encodes 356 amino acids. The transcript has 7 exons. Gene Ontology annotation, cellular component: cytoplasm. Gene Ontology annotation, molecular function: zinc ion binding; peptide binding; metalloaminopeptidase activity. Gene Ontology annotation, biological process: peptide catabolic process; proteolysis.